Molecule: messenger RNA, 1335 nt
Organism: Rhodofomes roseus
Lineage: Eukaryota; Fungi; Basidiomycota; Agaricomycetes; Polyporales; Fomitopsidaceae
Exons: 1
Coding region: 43-1239 (398 amino acids)
Source: RefSeq, a predicted model, not a curated record
CACGAACACUUACGUUUACUUCACAUCCACAACUUCGCUAGAAUGCUCAGCACUUCCUUCCCGAGCCCUGCGCACUUGGCUCUCUCCGACAGCGAGAGGGCCGCCCACCCCAACUCCUUCGUCUCCGAGGUCGACAACGCCGUCCUCCCGCGUGUGCGCUUCCACCACACCGGCGACGUCUAUGUCCGCGGCAUCCAAGUGCUCGCCUUCUGCCGCACCAUCGCCUCGCCGGAGUUCGAGUCCAUCGCCCGCCAGGUGCGCAGGCUGGAUAUGGACUUCGAAGACGUGCGGCCCACACGAGCUGGACUCGAAAUGGUCGCGAACGCCCUCGCCGCGAUGUCCAACCUCGACGAGCUCGUCCUCCUCGGACUACCCUCCCGCGAGGCCGACGGCUGGGUCCUCCGCAAGGUCACCGGCAGGCUGCGGCUCUUCUGCACGAACCUCUCGAUCGUCUCGUGGGACAUGCUCGACUUCCUUCGCAGGCAACAGGACAUCGUCCACCUGGGCACCCGCUCGCCCCCAGCGUCGGAGGCCCCGAUGAGGAACGCAUACCAGCACAUGCCCUUCCCCACGGAUGUCGUCCCCCGCCUGCGCACGCUCGACUCCCCCGCGCCCGUGCUCCUGUCGCUGCAGGCAGCGUCGCCGCCGACAAGGCCGCUCACGCACAUGCGCAUCGACCUCAACAAGCUCCACCCCAACGUCGAGAGCGAGGCGCUGAAGGCGCUGGCUGCCUUCAGCUCCACGGUCAAGCGUCUCAGCUUGUGCCGCAGCGCCCUCCGACUGUCGCCUGCGUCGGAUCGCUCAGGAGCGAUGUGCAUGGCAUCGGUCAUCAACCGCAUCGCGAUGAACAGGCGGUGGGCGAAAUUGGAGUUUCUCGAGAUGCGCGAUGAAUCUUACGAUGCAGUGAGUAUAACGUCAUGCCUGUCACUGCACCUAUGCUCACCGCACUGCCAGUCUGCCAUCCCUGGUCUCUCCCAGGCAAUCUCACGGUGCUGCCCCGCCGUUGAGACCAUCGUCUGGGCACCCUCGACCCAUCCUGCAGGCAGUACGGCGUCAGCGGCGUGCAUCGCGAUCAUCUUUUUCACCUUCUCUCGCCACCUCCGCCAGUUCAUCUUUCUCGAUGACGCCAGUGACCCCGCAAACAAGAAAUACCUGUCGGUCGCGAAGCAGCAGGGUGGCGAGCUCCGGGCAGUGCCCGUAGGGGCAACGGAAGUGGAGGGGAUGUGGAAACAGUCAUGAGAAGAACAUACGAGAAGCAACAGGAAAUGGGCAUAGAACACACUGUAAUUGUGUACCUCGUAGAGCAUAUUAAUGGGUUUUUGGCGUCAUGCGUUA